CACUACUGCCAGACGCCAUCAAUCGCCCUUGCACCUCUGCAAGGUUCCCUCGUCCAUCACAUCUGCGCCGCGCCCCUCCCCACCCCUAUGGCGCAACCCCUAGCUCUCACAGAUGCAGCACACGGCGAGCAAAAGGGCUGGCGGCGCAACCAGCACCUCGUAGACUCCCUGCCGUAUGUGGAUGGGCUCUCCCCGGCAGAGAAGCAGGCUAUAGACCAGCUGAUAGAAGAUGAGAUGCGCAGCAGCAGCAAGCGGCCCUCCGACUACCUGGGCGACCUAGAGCCGCUGCCCGAGUCGCGAUUCAAGGACAACGGGCUGCUGGUGAAGGAGAUGGCGCGGGUGGCGGCGGGGGAGGGGAUGCAGGCGAUGGACACGGCGAGGUACGGGCUGGACCCGCCGCCGCCCACCAAGCGCAACGACUACGCCAGCUGGCGCGCCGCGCUGGACAACGCGUACGCCCAGCUGGAGCACCAGUACAACAGGCUGGUCAACCUGGAGCUGCUGCUCAAGUUUGGGCCCGACGCCUGGCGCAUGCACAACGAGCAGCUGGCCUCGUUUGUGGCGCGGCUGCAGUCGCAGCUGGCCGACGUGCGGCGCCGCGUGGACGACCUCAACCGCGAGCGCAAGCUGCAGCAGCACGCGGCGGGGGCGGAGCUGGGCGCGCUGGAGGCCGAGUAUCUGGGGCUGGUGCACAAGAAUGCGGAGAUCGAGGCGGCGUGCCGCGGGCUGGAGGCGGAGGUGGCGGCCAUGCGGGAUGCCCUGCCCAAAGACCAGCAGCAGGCGGCGGGCGGGCAGGCAGGCGGCGAGCAAGCAGACGGCAUGCAGGAGUGAGGCGCGCCGGCGCGGCUCGCCGCGUGCCCGCCCAGCUCGCAUCCAUCGCACUGUUUUUUUCUCGCUCUGCUGCCUUUCCAUCGUGGCUCCCUGUCGCUGCUGCAUGUAACACGCACCGUCGC
This is a messenger RNA of Chlorella variabilis, 953 nucleotides long. RefSeq lists its product as hypothetical. Gene Ontology annotation, biological process: mRNA processing. The transcript has 4 exons. Lineage: Eukaryota; Viridiplantae; Chlorophyta; Trebouxiophyceae; Chlorellales; Chlorellaceae. The coding region runs from base 88 to 831 and encodes 247 amino acids. Gene Ontology annotation, cellular component: Prp19 complex; catalytic step 2 spliceosome; precatalytic spliceosome. The record is from RefSeq and is a predicted model, not a curated record.